This is a messenger RNA of Ostrea edulis (European flat oyster), 2551 nucleotides long. RefSeq names its product neuronal acetylcholine receptor subunit alpha-2-like. Gene Ontology annotation, biological process: regulation of membrane potential; monoatomic ion transmembrane transport; chemical synaptic transmission. Gene Ontology annotation, cellular component: neuron projection; membrane; synapse. The transcript has a single exon. Gene Ontology annotation, molecular function: transmembrane signaling receptor activity; extracellular ligand-gated monoatomic ion channel activity; neurotransmitter receptor activity. The coding region runs from base 411 to 1820 and encodes 469 amino acids. Lineage: Eukaryota; Metazoa; Mollusca; Bivalvia; Ostreida; Ostreidae. The record is from RefSeq and is a predicted model, not a curated record.
CCCGUUUUACCUGUUCCGCCAAGGCGACCGUUAAAUCAGCAUUAAAUACCAAAUGACGGGAUGAUAUAAUUAUUCCCUAAGUGUAUGCCAACGCAGUCCUUUGCAAACUGCAGCGCAGAGCAAACGUCAUUUUUAGCCAUUACUAAACUAAAUACGGAGUGGAAAAAGAGUGAACAGGUACUUUCGGUAAAGAAAUGUAACAAAUCGGUUCAUUACACCAAUCACAUCUGAAGUUUGGGAAGUGAAGCUGAAGCGCAAUGGAAUCAUUCGAGGAUUGCCGAUUGCGUAACACAUGGAUUUAUUAUUUUAAAAAAGUACAGUCACGUGUUCUAUUGAAGCUGAGUUACGUCACUUAAUUGUAGUGUUACGUAUCUACUGGGGAAUUUGAAAAUUGACGUUGGCAACGUAGAAUGGAAACAAUAAGGCGGAUUUUACUUUACUUGCUCUUAAUUGUAAUGUUUUCUGCCAGAAUGUGUGUUUGUGAAACUAGUGAGAAUUUAUACCAUCAUCUAUUACGUUCCUCUGGAUACAAUCCCAACAUCAUGCCGAUAUGCGAAACCAAUAAAAGAUUACGUGUUGAAAUUGGACUCGCAUUGAGAGACAUUGUGGAAAUGAUAGAAAAACAACAAUUAAUGCGCCUGGAAGUAUGGGUCCGUCUAAAAUGGACAGACUGUUUAUUGAAGUGGGAUCCCUCACAGUUUCAUAACCAGACUGAAUUGAUAGUACCUUAUUCUAAAAUCUGGAUUCCAGAUAUUACCCUAUUCGAAGGAACCAGCGCAGAAGGGGACCUACCCAAUAUGGAAGAUUUCAGAGCCGACAUUCAUUAUACAGGCACUGUGAUGUAUCUUUUUCCGUCUGUCGUGACAGUCAACUGCAAAAUAAACGUAGCGUAUUUUCCUUUUGACCAUCAAGUGUGCAGUUUGACAUUCGGUUCCUGGAUUUACUCGUCAAAGUAUAUUGAAGUCGAAAAGCAAAAAGAUGAGAUAGAUGUUUCUCAUUUUCUCACUCAUAAUGAAUGGAUUGUAGUAAAAACUGCAACAGUGAAACACAAUCUAUACUACGAUUGUUGCGCCGAUACGUUUCAAGAUGUAACCUUUCAUAUUCAUAUUACCAGAAAACCUGUAUUUUAUGUGGUAACCAUUAUAUUCCCCUGCUUAUUGAUCAAUAUGCUAACUGCCGCGGGUUUCGUACUGCCACCAUUUUCAGGAGAAAAGAUUUCAUUACAGGUUACUGUUUUUCUCUCUCUAACCGUAUAUCUUUUGCUUGUGCAAGACAUAUUGCCGUCUUCGUCUGAAAACUUUCCCCGCAUUGCGACGUAUUUUGCAUUAUCCAUGGCACUUAUCUGCAUUGCGUGUGCUUUCUCCACUGUUGUAUUAUACAUUUAUUACAGAUCGCCAGAAAACCACCACAUUUCUCCGUUUACUUACUUCAUAUUUCUGAAUAUAAUUCGAAAGAUAUUGUGUGUUCAAUCUGAGCGAGAGAUAAAUAAUGAUGAGAUUGUUCAGGUCACGAGCAUUAUGAACCCAGAGCAUACAGAUAAUGGACAUCCCCUUCAUAAACAAAAAAGUGCCGAAGGAGAGGAACAUGACAUCGAUGCGAAACCCUUAACUUUAGAGAAGGGUAAAAUUUCUAACCUUUCUCCGGAAAGAAAAAAUCUAUUGCAUGGAAAGGACAACGACACCAAUGAAUGGGAACUCUUUGCUUGCGUAAUAAACCGAUUCUUCAUGUUGGUGUACAUAUAUUUAGCUUUCAUAAACUGCAUUGUUUUUGCAUCAAUAACAAUAGCGAAUUACAAAGGAAUGGAAGUUUCAAUGAAUUGAUAUGUACAAGUUAUUCCUUAGCACUAGUUGCACAAGGCAAUUUCAAAUGAAAAAAUUCAAAAUACUGGUACGUUUUUAUUUAGAUUCAUUCAAUGCGACAUAAUACAUUCUUGGGAAGUUUCCAAGAAAUCGCUAUAUAUUAUUUCACAAUAUGGUGUAUCGACUGCCCUGCUACCGAUGAAACAUUCUUUUUUCUAAUCUAAUCUUUUGCCCAUGAAUCGCAAAUGCUCACCCGAGUUUCUUUCCUGUUUAUUCACAUGAAAAAAAGUUGACCUUGUAUUAUGGCACCACGUGGACAUAACUUAUCCGAACUAGAAUAUCAUUAUUCUAACAUGACCUUGCUGUUCUGGAGAAGAUUUUUGAAUGAUGUUCACCUAUAUUCGUAGCCCUGCUACUCUUGAAAAUAAUUCUAUUUUUGAUUUUCUUUAUAGCCCCAUCCUAGCUUCAGGGGGCAUGAAUUGUUCACAAAGAAUCUGGAAUACAUUAUGGCACACUUUCAUAUCAAUGACUAAUCAUGGUCAGCGGUUCGUAAGAAGAUUUUUAAAGAAAACCCUGAAACCCGAAAAAAGCUCACCUGGUUUCAUUUUCAAUCAAAACAAGAGGCCCAUUGGCCACAUCGGUCACUUGAGCCACAUUGGCCCUGCCUUUGUUCAAGGCCAAUACCAAAGUAUAACAAGGUCUUGCUAUAAAGAAUCUCUACGCAAAAUAUGAAAGCCCUACCUUACAGGAUA